Ectocarpus sp. CCAP 1310/34 is the source of this 1233-nucleotide messenger RNA. Lineage: Eukaryota; Phaeophyceae; Ectocarpales; Ectocarpaceae. The record is from the annotation of a GenBank genome assembly.
AUGAACGACAGAGGCCGCUCUACCAUGGCUGUCAGCCACCCCGACCCACUGGAGCUCACCGAGGAUCAACUACUCGAUCUCACCCACCAAGCGCAGCAACGAUGCCCUACCGACGCGGCGGAUUUUGCUCGCCUGGAUGAAGACCCGUUCGCCGAACUCCGGGCGUAUGCUUACGCCACAGGCACCUCGAGCAAAGGGUUCUUGGGGGAGACAAACCAAGAGAUCAAAACUCCGAGCACGUACACCGAAGCCAUGAACUCACCACAACGCGAGCAGUGGAAGAGCGCUAUCGACACCGAGAUGGGCCGGCGCCAGGCGACAAGGAGAGGGACCCCACGACAGCGGGGACGAACUCACAAUCCUCCGAUCUACGUCGAUGACAUCCUCAUCACGGGCGGAAACAAGGAGAUCGUAAGCAGGAAAAAGAAGGAACUCAUGGACAGCUUCGAAAUGACAGACAUGGGAGAGGUCAAGCGCGUAAUCGGCAUCGAAGUGCAGCGGGACUACGAACAUGGCACACUAGCCAUAUCGCAAGGACCCUACGCGAGAGAUAUCCUACAGCGAUACGGAAUGAAACAACCCGGUCAGCACCCCCGGGCAUGGAGCAGAAAGAACUAUCAAUCGAGCAGCCACAAGACCAACUACUCGGACCCGACGACAAGCAGAGAUUCCAGGCCAUCGCCGGGAGUCUCCUUGCACCAAUUGACACGGGCAUGCGCAAACCCAGCACAGGUCCACAUGGCUGCGGUCAAGCACCUACUACGGUACCUACGCGGAACGCCGGACCUGCCGAUCGUGUCUACCACCGGAUACCUGUUUUUUCUAGGAGAGGGACUGAUCAGCUACGGAGCCAAGGCACAGAGUCUCGCAGCACAGAACACCGUGGAGGCCGAACUUCAAGCGCUGAGCUUCAGUGCUCGCGAGGCACUCUACAUCUCCAACUUCAUGACGGAAAUCGGAUUCAAGACCUUUCAAUCGGUACCCAUUAACAGCUACAGCACCGGAGCAUUGACUGUGGCCAGCAACGCGAUGUGCAGCUCUAGAACCAAGCACAUCGCGCUCCGGUCCUUCUUCAGGGAAUUCACGAAGGGGCACCGGAUCACUCUUCACCACCAACCUAGUGCCACGAUGUUGGCGGACAUCGCGNGUUCUUCUUCCUCAGGAACUCACGAAGGGGCACCGGAUCACUCUUCACCACCAACCUAGUGCCACGAUGUUGGCGGACAUCGCGAC